Mustela erminea (ermine) is the source of this 3478-nucleotide messenger RNA. RefSeq lists its product as uncharacterized. NCBI's taxonomy places the organism in Eukaryota, Metazoa, Chordata, Mammalia, Carnivora, Mustelidae. The record is from RefSeq and is a predicted model, not a curated record. The transcript is spliced from 4 exons. The coding region runs from base 1734 to 2390 and encodes 218 amino acids.
AGCUGGGAUCUGAGGCCAGACAACAGGUCUGCUUCUGGAAUCCGAGCUUUGACCGCCGGACGAUCCCACGUCCAUAGCCUGUUCAUGGAAUGCUGACUAUUGUGCUCAGUGCUGGGGCACAUGAGUGCACAAAAUUAAUCCCCAGCCUCCAAGAACUUGUAUUUUGGGGGACACUGGAAGUAAACAAGUGGCCGAGUAGACAUGAGGUCGGGGGUACCCAGUGGGAGGAACACAAGAAGCAGAGUCAGACCGGGGAGCUGCUGUUCAAAUGAGUCUCCCUGGGGAGGUGACAGAGGCUGUGCAGGGGUGAGUGGGAACCUCGGAGGUGGGUCGAAGGACAUUGCAGGCAGAGGUGAGGUGCACCAAGUCUCCAAGCCCAGAGCCCGCCCACGGUGCUGGAGGAGCAGCCAGUGGCUGGGGGGCUGCAGGGGAGGGAGGGGGCAGCAGGGAGGGCGUGGGGGAGGCGGCCUGAGCCCCUGGGAGCGCUGGGAUCUUUCUAGGUGGGAUGGGGGCUCAGCAGAGUGGGCUGAGCGGCGCAGGGGCAGGGCAUGAGGCUGACAGAGAGGCCCCUGUGGCCUUGGGUGGAGGAUACGGUGCAGGGUCACAUGGUGAGUGGGGAGCCUGGGAGAGGACCCGGCGGAGGGGCUGCUGGUGACUUAGCAUCAAUUCGGAAGCGGGAGAUCUGGCACCAAAGCCCCAGACUACCAAUGCAGCUCUGCCCCCUCCUGGCUUCGGGGCCCUGGACAGUUUAGCAAGAGGAGCCCCAGGUUCUUCAUGGGUAGAAUCAAGACAGGGGUGGGACAUGGGAGAUUCGUGAACUACUUGGGAGCCGACAGGCCUUCCUGAUGGCUCAGAUGUGGGGAUGCAGGAGGAAAGGUCUGAGGUGUCCCCAGGACCUGGGCUUGGGCACCGUGGAUUGUGGUGGUGCCUCCAAGGGCAUUCUGGAGCACAACCGGGGUCUCUUGGAGCAUGGGUGAGCUCACUGGCCCCGCACAGGCCCAGGGACUCGCCCAGUGACUCCUGUAGCAGCUCCCCGUCCCCACUGUGCUGAGAGCUCGGGGGUCGGGGCCAUCCAGUCCUGUGUUCAAGGACAUGCAUGGAAGGUGUGGGGAAGAGAGUCUCAGCCUCACUGUGACUGGUCCAAGAGCCCCCACCUCCCCCGGCCACAGACAGAGUCCCUGCAUCUCCAGGAGGGUGUCCAGCCCUAAGCCCAAGGUCAGCACAGAAGCCACGCGGCCCAGCACGUGUUCUCGGGCUCAAGGUUGAGCUCUCUGCCCACCAGGGAGCUGCAUCCAGGCAGGAUGGAAGGUUCCAGAAGAGCCUGAGUCUGGGAGUAGGCACUGCCACCUUGAGCUCUCGGGGUCUGCCCAGCAAGCCCCCUUUGUGGGGGGAGACCCUGUGAAUGGUCAGGGGGAUCCUUGGGCUCCGGGGUGGACAGUGGACCCCAGACAGGGCAACCUUUAUUUCAGAUGAAUAAACUGGCAUUUUACUUUGUGUAUCAUUCCUGACAACACUGCGGCAGCACGAGCGUCACCACGUCUGCACAUUAGUGAAGAUUAUCGCAAUUCCCGGUGUGGAACAGAGUCCUGAGCACAAGACAGGACUUUGAGAGUCUCCGCUUGGGGCUGCAGAGCCCUGCGGGGACUUGGGCGACAUCCCUGAACUCAGAGGGAGAAGGCGAGGCCACAGAGGACCCAUAGGCCCAGGCAGAGCCAGCAGGGAGGCGGCCGGCCAUGGGCGCCUGCUCAGAAGACCCCCAUUUCUGCAAGGCCUCUGGGCUCCUGCGAUUCACCAGCCUCCUCCUCAGUGUCUGCAGCGCUGUGACCCAGAGUCCUGGAGCCCGUGGGUCUGCCGUGGAUGAUUCUGGAAACCCUGUUCCUCUGAAGGGGAUUCAAGGAGCUUCUGUGCUGUUUCCAGUGAUCAGAAAACCAGAAUUACUUCCAGAAGUCGAGCUGGAGAAUAUUACUUGGGGCAUUAUAAAUCAAAAACUGUACACACCCGUACUCCAAGUCAGUCCCAGGGGAGAUGUUCCACAAUGGGUCAACUUCCAGGACAAGUUCGAGAAGAGGGUCCAUGUGGUCAACACAACGACCCUGAGCAUUGACAACCUGACCCUUGAGGACAGUGGGCUGUACCGGGUUCAACAGUCCUAUACAAAAGGAAGACAGUAUCACCAGGAUUUCCACCUGACGGUCUACGAAAUCCGAUGCUGUGAGGUCAGCGCAAGUGCAGGCAGAGCUGAGACUCACUCCAGGGACGAGUCACGUCUGUGCUUCAGGAGGGAACACGGAAUGGGGAGAAACGGGGAUUUUGCCAUAAUACUCAUUGUCCCCAUAGGACUCCGGGUCCUUAGUGAGAUGCUUACUGUCUUGUGCUGCUGUAACAGGUGACUGCACCUCAGUGGCUGACCACACCACCCCCUGGGGUCCUCCUGGGCUGUAGGGCGGGAGUCAGACCCCAGAGCCUCUACCAUGAGGUCCAGGAGUCUGCAGGGCUGUGCUCCUCUCUGGAGGCUCCGGGGUAGGGGCACCAGUAUCCCCUGGCUUCUGGACCCUUCCUCCCCCAUCACAGGUGGCACUGGUGGGAUGAGUCCCUGACACCGUGUCCCUCCCACCUUCUCUGCUGCCUCCUCCCACUUGUGAGGACCCGGUGAUCACACGGGGCUUGUGUAGGGAAUCCAGACCAUCUCUAGUUUACAGUCAGCUUGUUUUCAACCUCAGUUCCCCUUUGCCAUGGAACCUAAGACAUCUUCAGGCUCUAAGGGUCAGCACAUGGCCAUGGUUGGGGGACACUCGUCACCUAGCAGGAUCCAGAAUCCUGCGUGUGGUUCUCCCCGCCCCGUCCCCUCAUCCUUCUCAGCCCCAGCCCGAGUCAGCUCACUCACGGACUGCACGGUCCCCCUCUGAACCCCCACGGAUGGAGAAUUCACAGGGUAGCCCUUCCUCAGACCCUCAGGGAGCAGCUGUCUCUGUGUGCACCCCUCCCCCCUGCACAGGGAGACGUCCUGCUCCAGAGAGAGUGGCCUUCGCAGCCUCCGGACCCGGAGAUUCCGAAGACUGACUCUCAGCCUGUCCCACGUUUUCCUGGGAGGACCCCAAGCUCAGUUGCUCACUAGGAAUGGCCUAGUGACUCCCACCGCGGUCUCUCCUGGUGGAGACUGAGUCUGAUCUCCGGGCUUCCAGAGUUGGCCAGUGGCAGUCUAUACCAUGGAUUGUGUGGUCCCAGGAACCCUCUGAGCAGAAAAAUCAAGACCAGGACACAGAGAGGGGCAAAUCCUGUUCCUGACUUCUCCUUGUUCAGGGCGACACCCCACUCUCUCAGAAUUCAUGGAUUAUUGGGGGAACCUCCAGCAACUGUUUUCUCAUGAGAGAUUAGUAAGACGUGCUCAGUCCAGUGAAAUCACAUAGAGCUGAACUCAGUGGCUCUCUUCCUUUUUAGCCUCUCUGUAUAUUUGGGUCAAUUCUCUGUGAUCUGUAAU